CCGGACAGUUGCCUCUUCGAUUGUUCUAUCAACACUGGAAUUCACCUGCCGCCAAGGCCCCCAUCCAAAUCACCAACUCGUCCACACAUCGCUAAGCAAAGCUUCCACACGUUGGCAAAAUCACUAUCUCCUUUUGAAGACAUUGAAAAAAAAAUUCACUAGUCGUUUUCUUUAAUCUUCAACUGGAUCGAUUCACGGCUCAGAUUCACCCAAGAUGUCUGAUCAUGAGUAUGGAGGCAAUGACGAUUUGUCCCUACCCAAAGCUACUGUCCAGAAGAUCGUCACGGAGAUUCUGCCGUCGUCAACUGGUGUCAGCUUUUCAAAGGAGGCUAGAGAUGUGCUCAUUGAAUGCUGCGUUGAAUUCAUAACUCUGGUCUCGUCGGAGGCAAAUGAGAUCUCGGAGAAGGAAGCUAAGAAAACCAUCGCAUGCGACCACAUCACCAAGGCCCUCGACACGCUGGGGUUUGGCGACUACAUCCCCGCAGUGCUAGAGGCAGCGGCGAAUCACAAGGACCAGCAGAGGGUAAUUAAGAACAUUGUACGUUCCCCCACACGCGGUUCACAGACUAACGGCUAAUGGUAGGUCCGAGAAAAGAGAACGAACA
Molecule: messenger RNA, 605 nt
Organism: Pseudomassariella vexata
Lineage: Eukaryota; Fungi; Ascomycota; Sordariomycetes; Amphisphaeriales; Pseudomassariaceae
Product: histone-fold-containing protein
Exons: 3
Coding region: 215-577 (120 amino acids)
Biological process (GO): negative regulation of transcription by RNA polymerase II; RNA polymerase II preinitiation complex assembly; positive regulation of transcription by RNA polymerase II
Cellular component (GO): negative cofactor 2 complex
Molecular function (GO): protein heterodimerization activity; TBP-class protein binding; core promoter sequence-specific DNA binding
Source: RefSeq, a predicted model, not a curated record